Molecule: messenger RNA, 4082 nt
Organism: Pygocentrus nattereri (red-bellied piranha)
Lineage: Eukaryota; Metazoa; Chordata; Actinopteri; Characiformes; Serrasalmidae
Exons: 8
Coding region: 308-1279 (323 amino acids)
Source: RefSeq, a predicted model, not a curated record
AAAAAGUGCUUUUGUAACCAAGACAUCGGGGAAAGGGCGGACUGACUGUUUAUGAAACUUUUUGGGGGUAAAAUUGGUUAAAAAUAAUAAUCAAUAUUGUUCAUAUGUGUAGUUUUUCAAAUUAUAUUUACCGUUAACGUCUUUAUGGCAGCGCGAGACUCACCGCUCAUCUAAUUUAAGUAGUAAUCACGGUCAGCUGCGAGGGUCAGGCUUAGGUCACCGCGCUGUGGUCGACGCGUGUUGAGCAGCACUGGCUCUGAAGUGGUAACAGCAGUUGGACUGUGUGGGAGAGCGAGAUAUCAGAGACAUGGGCGAGAAGAACGUGCUGCGUAUUUUAUCCAUUGUGCUCUUUGUUCUGGCUUACAUCGUGACUUUGGCCAUCAACGCCAUGGCGAGCUCUGGGAAAGGUCCAUUUUUGCAAAGGAUAGGCAACAUUUCAGCGCUGCAUGAGACUGAGAUCACUCCCGGUGGAUGGACAUUCUCCAUCUGGGGCUUCCUCUACACCUGGCUUCUCCUUAUUAACAUAUAUAUUCUCACCUGGCUCUGUAGACGGACUUCAACGGGAUGGAUGUACUGUAGUCCUGCAAUUCUUCCUUAUGGGUUUUUCCUCUCCUGGGUGGUUAACAUGGUUCUAAACAGCACCUGGCUCGUCCUGUGGGACCGAGAGUUAAUGGUCCCAGCCCUAAUAGUGCUGGCUCUGAUUGCCUUCACCAACUACCUCAUGAUCUUCUUCUCCUGUGUUGGCCUAAAAGCUCAUGGAGCUUGGCUCAAACAGAACCACCCUGUUGACCUCUGGUGCAUCCGUGUGCUGGUUCAGAAUGCCAUUGCUGCCUACGCAACAUGGACCACAAUAGCCACGCUCCUCAACUUUGCUGUUGUGUUGGGUAUUGCGUCAGUGUCCCCAACAAAUGCUGGCACUGUUGCUCUGUGUGCUCUGCUAUUGGAAGUCAUUGUAUGGUUUGCUGUUGAGAACUUCGUGGUAGAGAAGCAUGUGCGCUACAUUCUGACCAUCUACCCCGUUGUCAUCUACGCUCUCAUUGGAAGCUUGAGCAGACACUAUGAUGCAGCAGCUCCAGGCAGGAAUGCUGUCUUUACAGCUGUUCUCCUGAUGCUGGCUUGCGUUUUGUUUGUGGUGCGAGUGCUGCUGGUGAUCUGGAGGCAUCGUACACAGCCUCUGCUCCAGGGAACAACAGCUGAGGGGCUGAUGACGCCUAAUUUGAUGCCUGCAACACGUACCAAAGAAGUUGGGACAGGGGCAACAAAAGACUGGGAAAGUUGAGGAAUGCUCAAAAAACGCCUGUUUGGAACAUUCCACAGGUGAACAGGACUCUGACUUGUGCGCAGUACAGUUUAUCGGAAUUUUCUACAUAGUUACACUAUACACUACACACACACACACACAUACAUAUUAUUAUAUAUAACACUGUUCUGUGGUCAAGGAGACUUAUUCAGUUAAUGACAUUGGGGAGUCCCUGAAAAGAGUUUUGGCUACACAGGACUGCAUGCUUGUAUGUGCAGAAUAACCAUAUCAGCCUUACACUAUGUUGACCUGUCAAGUUUCAUUCAUAGAGAAAGUUUCAUCUUCUGCACUUUUGCUUCUUUUCCCAUACGAAAUUUCUUCGCUUUAUUUUGUUGCCCACUGUGGUUAGAAGGACAGAGUUUAGAGUUGUUUUGUAGCCGUGCUAUUUGUUUGCGGGGAAAGACAUUUAAACAUCAAUUAGGCGAGUGCUCCCUUUGGUGAAAUCAACCCAGUUGGUCAAAUAAUUAUGGCCAGCUGUCAGAAAACUUUUCCAUUUUCCAACCAGGCACCCUAAAUAAACCCUGGGUCAACAGGAACUGUUUUAGGAGUUGCAUCCUAUUUAUUUGUUGAUUUUACUUGAGUGUUUUUAUUUACAGGAACUGUAGUUGGUUCAUGUUGCAAAGACGGUAAUAGGUGGGGGAAUGAAGACUCAGCUGGUGACUAAAUUGAUUUUGGAAUGUUUGAGUGGAUUAUAAUAAAAUAUUCACAUAAAAUGCCCUUGUUUCUUUGGGCCAGAAGUCUUCCAGGCAAAUUUGUUUAUUCGGUAUAUAACAAAAGUAAUGGUGUUAUUUGAUAUAAUAUUUUGCUAAACACUCAUAAUCAAACUGAAGUGAGGUGAGAAAUUUGAACCCCUACUAAAAGGCCUUAAAACCAAUACACAUGCCUAGACUUAUGAGAAAUCCCUUCUCAAAAGAUUGCUUAUGUCGCAUACUUAGAGCAGUUGUGGAGUUGGUGAGAAUUUUUCCACAGCAUUGUUUGACAGAUGACUGAGCACAGGGAGUGGUUGGCAGCUGCUAAUAGUGGGUUUUAUUGGUGUUGAGCCCAUAAAGCAGUUAUGUUUACCCUUGUGCUCAUAGGUCAGGCCCCUUUUUUCUUGGUACAUUAAAGAAUUUGCUGAAAUCCAUGUAAAAAUGCAGAAACUUCGAUAAUUCAAGCAUUUCAUAACUUGUAAUAGAGCAGCAUGACUGACAUAUUUGCCUUUUCAUCAUCAAGCUGAUGGUUGCAUAACAAGAUUAUCCCAGUUAAACAGUUGUUCAUAUUGUAUGCAUAUGCUGAGCCAGGUUGGUUUACCUAGUCUAAUAUUCUAGUUUAGUAGGUUAAUUUAUACAUAAACUAAUAACGUCUUAUUUAUAUAAAAAAUGGUUCAAAAAAUCAAAUUUACACAAUUUCUCCUAUAUUGUUAAUCAGCCCAGGCAUGUUUGGGAUCCAAAUUGUCCUCCUUUAGUUCUAAACUAGAGCUACGAGGCUAAUGAAGCUAACAAACACUAGAAGCCAAUAGCCACCCGCAUAUUUUCCUUAAACACAUCCUCAAAAGUUCGCUUAACUGGCUAAAAACACAUCCAGCUGUUUAUUAAGGUCUCAUAGACUUGUAGAUGUGGUUUAGGAUGCAGUACAACUUACUUCACCAUGUAGCUGAAUGCAGUUGGUACCCAAUCAAAUGGGAAUUCCACCGUUUUUUUUAUUUUUAUUUAUGAAUAUUUUAGUCUUUAUGGUGUAAGCAGAGUCAUUCAGAGUGGUUGAUUGUAGAGAAACUUGGACUCAUUUUACAGAGUCAAUUUAUUUAGUAUCCAAAACCACCAGUGAACCAACAUGUGUCUUCUGAGUUUUCAUAUGUAAUGUUGGUGAUGCUAAAAUGGUCAGUAAUCUGGAAAAAAAAUGUUUUCUUUAUGGGCUGUUUUGCCUUAGAACACCGUUCAUAUACUCCUCUGCCACAAAUGGUUUCAAAUAAAUGGAUUCAAGUACACUUUCUCAAAAACCUAUCAUAAAACAAUGUGUCAGACAUCAGACAGCAUAUAUUUAGCUAUUUCAUGUAAUCAUUUUCUGUAACAGUAAUAAAGUCUUAAGACGUCUGGUUCCUAAUACCACCAUUCUCCAGAAUGGAGCAUUUCACACCAGACCACACCGAAUGGCUUUGUUUAUGUCAACCAUUAAAUUAUGUAAAAUUAUUGAAAAAUCUGUGGAAUUCACUUUUAAGACAAGUGUUAGAAUCAUACUCCCUUUCACAUGCAUGCCCACCACACAGACGUAUGGACCCUAGAUUAGACUUGUGAUUUCUAUCGUAAAAAUUCUAGAUUGUUAUUUAUAUAAAGAAACAGAAAAUCCAUGUUUUAUUAAUGUAUAUAAUUCAGUUAUUCAUGCUGUGUCCUACAUCACAUGAACACGUAUUCACAGCCUUAAUAACUUGAGACUUAAAGUAGUUUAAGAGAAGUGUUCACAGAAAAGAUUUGGGUGACUAUGGACUUCUAAUGUAUUUAGCCUCGUAGCUCCAGCGGUAACCUUGAAAAUAAAAAACAUUUAGAGAAAAAAAUUUGGACAUGCAUCUGAGGUAAGUGGAAUAUUGUGUAAAUGUGAUUUUGUGCCAGUGUACACCUGCAUUUAUAGUUGUAUUUCAUACUAAAAACUACAGUAUUAGAAUGUGUAUGUGUUUACAAUGAAUAUUACAUGCAUUUAGCUUAAAUAUAGCCAACUACACUAUUUUGUAUUUGUAAUACCUCUGUUCUAUGAAUGUUAAUGAUACUAAUGACUUUGUAAACUUUUAAUAAAAUAACUAUAAUGAAUGGCA